AUGGAAGCUCACCUGAAGCAUUUACAGCUUACAUUAGCUAUGUUAAGGAAGCACUCUCUGUUUGCCAAGUUAUCCAAAUGUGCAUUUGCUCAGCCACAACUCGAAUACCUUGGCCACAUUAUCACUGCCAAUGGUGUUGCUGCAGACCCUGACAAAGUUACAGCCAUGGUCAGUUGGCCACAACCUCAAACUCUGAAGCAGCUAAGGGGCUUCUUAGGACUUACUGCUACUACCGAUUCUUUCGCCUGGUCUGAUGCUGCCACUCAUGCCUUCUCAUCCAUCAAGCUUGCUAUGACUUCAGCCCCUGUAUUAGCCCUGCCAGAUUUCUCUCAACCAUUUACCUUAGAAACAGAUGCAUGUUCAAAAGGUGUUGGUGUUGUACUUAUGCAGAAUGGUAAACCCAUUGCAUUCCUCAACAAACCAUUGGGUCCUAAGGCGUUGGCCUUGUCUACCUAUGAGAAAGAAUUUUUAGCCAUUAUCUUGUCUAUUCAAAAGUGGAAGCACUAUCUGUGCAGUCAACAAUUCAUCAUACACACUGACCAUCAGAUUUUGAAGUAUCUCAUGGAUCAAAAAUUGUCAACUUCCUUGCAGCAAAAAUGGUUGGUCAAAUUAAUGGGCCUUGACUAUGUUAUCAAAUAUAAAAAAGGAUCAGAAAAUCAGGCUGCUGAUGCCUUAUCUAGACUGCCUUCUGCUUCUUGUUCAUCCUUGUCAAGCAUCUUGAGGUUCAAAGGGAGACUCUACAUUGGCUCAGGCACUGCACUUAGAUCUUCUAUAUUACAUUCCUUACAUGCCUCAGCUGUUGGAGGACGUUCUGGAAUUAAUGGUACUUAUCACAGAGCUAGAACUUCUUUCUUUUGGCCCAAUAUGAAGACUGAUAUUAUUAAGCUUGUCACAUCUUGUGAUGUUUGCCAAUGCAACAAAGGAGACAAUUCAUUUCCAGGGGGCCUCCUCCAACCACUCCCAAUACCUGAUACUUCUUGGCAACACAUCUCAUUAGAUUUUAUAGAGGGACUUCCCAUGUCUUUUAAGAAGAAUGUCAUUCUAGUAGUUGUGGAUAGAUUGACAAAAUAUAGUCACUUCAUUCCUCUUGGCCAUCCAUUCACUGCUAUAACAGUUUCUAAGGAGUUUCUUUCUCAUGUGUUUAAACUUCAUGGACUUCCUAGUUCAAUUGAAAGAGACCUUAUGUUGCAACAAUUGAAGGAAGACCUCUCCAAGGCACAAAGCAGGAUGAAUUUUUUUGCAGAUAAGAAGAGGACUGACAAACACUUUGAAGUGGGUGACUUAGUUUUCUUGAAGCUCCAACCUUAUAGGCAAACAUCCGUUGUUGUCAGAAAGAAUUUCAAGCUCUCUGCAAAAUACUUUGGCCCAUUUGAAGUCAUUCAAAAAGUUGGAGUUGUUGCCUAUAAACUCAAGCUUCCUGUAGGGUCUAGAAUCCACCCAGUAUUCCAUGUAUCUCAAUUGAAAAAGAAGAUUGGCUUGCAGACUGUUCCCUCACCUCAACUUCCACUAGUGGACCAUGCAGGUCAGUUUGUCAUUGAACCAGUUGCUGUUUUGGACACUAGAACUACUGUCAGAGGAACAUUUCAAAUUCCACAGGUCUUGGUGAAGUGGUGUAAUUCAGAUCCAUCAGAUUCAACAUGGGAGUAUACUGCACACAUCCAAGCUCAGUUUCCAGACUUCAUCCUUGAGUACAAGGAUCUCUAA
Papaver somniferum (opium poppy) is the source of this 1704-nucleotide messenger RNA. RefSeq lists its product as uncharacterized. The record is from RefSeq and is a predicted model, not a curated record. Lineage: Eukaryota; Viridiplantae; Streptophyta; Magnoliopsida; Ranunculales; Papaveraceae. Gene Ontology annotation, molecular function: nucleic acid binding. The transcript has 4 exons. Bases 1 to 1704 code for a protein of 567 amino acids.